CAGGACCCUGUUCAAAUCUCAGGAGCUCCGAUCAACCGUCUUCACCGCCCGUCCACGAACAACGAUUACACGUGAGGAGCCGAUGCGCAACUCCCGGCCCCGCCCUCGAGGUUUCUUGACGUCACUAGUCCGCGCCCCGCGCACUAUUUGACGCGCUGUGACCCGCCUGCCGGAAGCCGGGUGGCUGACCAUGGCGACAGUGGCGGAGCAGUGGGUGCUGGUGGAGAUGGUGCAGGCGCUGUAUGAGGCUCCAGCAUACCAUCUUAUUCUGGAAGGAAUUCUAAUACUUUGGAUAAUCAGACUGGUUUUCUCUAAAACCUACAAGUUGCAGGAGCGAUCUGAUCUUACAGCCAAGGAAAAGGAAGAACUGAUUGAAGAGUGGCAGCCAGAACCUCUCGUCCCUCCUGUCUCGAAAAACCAUCCUGCCCUCAACUACAACAUCGUUUCUGGCCCUCCAACCCACAACAUCGUGGUGAAUGGAAAAGAGUGUGUAAACUUUGCCUCCUUUAAUUUUCUUGGGUUGCUGGCCAACCCUCGGGUUAAGGCGGCAGCUUUAGCAUCUUUAAAGAAGUAUGGCGUGGGUACCUGUGGACCCCGAGGAUUUUAUGGCACAUUUGAUGUCCAUCUGGAUUUGGAAGAGCGCCUGGCAAAAUUUAUGAGGACCGAAGAAGCCAUCAUUUACUCGUAUGGAUUUUCUACCAUAGCCAGUGCGAUUCCUGCAUACUCUAAGAGAGGGGAUAUUGUUUUUGUGGACAGUGCGGCUUGCUUUGCUAUCCAGAAAGGAUUACAGGCAUCACGCAGUGACAUUAAGUUAUUUAAGCAUAAUGAUGUAGCUGACCUGGAGCGACUGCUAAAAGAACAAGAGAUUGAAGAUCAAAAGAAUCCUCGAAAGGCUCGUGUGACUCGGCGUUUCAUCGUCGUGGAAGGAUUGUAUAUGAACACUGGAACCAUCUGUCCUCUUCCAGAACUGGUUAAGUUAAAAUACAGAUAUAAAGCAAGACUCUUUCUGGAAGAAAGCCUUUCUUUUGGAGUCCUUGGAGAGCAUGGACGAGGAGUAACCGAGCACUAUGGGAUCAGUAUUGAGGACAUCGACCUAAUCAGUGCUAACAUGGAGAACGCUCUAGCGUCUGUCGGGGGCUUCUGCUGCGGCAGGUCUUUCGUGGUUGACCAUCAGCGGCUCUCUGGCCAAGGAUACUGCUUUUCAGCUUCAUUACCUCCCCUGCUAGCUGCUGCCGCCAUCGAGGCCCUCAACAUCAUGGAGGAGAAUCCAGGCAUUUUUGCAGUUUUAAAGAAAAAAUGCCAGCACAUCCAUAGAUCUCUACAAGGUCUCAAGAUUUGUGCAUGCUCUCUCCACAUGGCCAUGUUGACUUCUGCUAGAAACCGAGAGCUGAUUGUUCUUUUACACUUGAUCGGACUGUGGGUUACCAGUGAUGACAGAGGUGCAGAAUCAACAGGACCCACUUCAGAACUCAUCUGACCGUGUCUCACGGUUUUCAGCUCAAGGACCACCCUAUCAUCUUUGCAUUCUGCUGCAACGAACUUGUCAGCUUCCUUUUAAGACUUUAAAUUUCAUCUUAGUCUCCUUGGAAGGCUUUCUUCAAUGUUCUGCUCUUUAGGGUUUAGCCCCAAAUUAUUUCAUAAUUCUGUGUGUGAACAACUCACAGAUGUGUGUGUGUCUCCUCUGUGGCCUGAUUCAGGGCUCCAUAUUCCAGGUCAAGCUAUGCCCUCAGUAGCAACACUAGGAAGACCCUUGCCGGAACUCGAUCCCCAUUGUCAGCAGGCAGUGUGGAAGGGAACAGCAAACAAACCAGCAAGGAGGCAAGAAGGGAGGAGAACUAGUGGGUGAGGACAUGGAUUGAGUGAGGAGAUAGCCUCCAGCUACUGGCCUUGAGUCUUAACAAAGUUGCUCUUGUGUGGUAUGAGGUAAUGUAUUGUAUGGCGAAAAGAACAGAGGCCAGGGUGUCAUUUAGGAGAUGCAUACAGACAAAAGGUGGCUGACCAACUUCGUAAUUGCAGAGAAAAAUGCCUGGACUCUGGGUAUAAUGCAGGGAGAUCCAACAGGCUCUGUCACAAGUUUGUCUGCUGGAUGAGUGAGCCAGAAUCAUGGCUGAUCUAAAGCUUUAAUUCAGUCCCUCAGGACUGAAUGAAGUAGCAGCUUGGGGACUGGCUAGAACCAUGGAGGGAGUACUCAGUGGGAGGUUCAGUGCAAGGUAUAUGUCAACCUUCAGCUGCUCAUCAGACAUCCACUGGAGAGCAGCCUUGGAUUUCCAAGUUUAUGUUUGGAAGUCCGGGCCUGGAGAGGUGUUUGGAGUCCUUAGCACCUGGGAGCAUUGAAAGCAUUUCCAAGUGUAGCGGGUGGAACCGGCUGAGGCAGAGUGGCCAGUGAGGAAGAGCCUCCUCCUUUGUCUCUGAGGUUGGAUUUGGGGAAGUCAUCUUCCUGCUGUUUGCCUCCAGCAGAGCUUUAAGAUCUCCACUAUGUGUGGAGACAGUGUUUGCAGGGGACUCUCUUCCUGAACUACAGGAUGGAGGCCCUGGCUUCCUUGUUGAUGGCUCUGAGCCUAGGAUCUAACCCAGGCCUUGGUAUUUACUGGUCUGGGUAAAGUGAUGUGUUUGCCAAGUGUAUAAUAGUCUGGGAGGCAAAGCGCCACAGUUUCUGAACUUCAACUACAACUCUGUCCAUCUGGUCUCGACACAGACAGCAUUCUGUUUCGUUCCUUCCUCCACCAGCCUGCUCUCCCCAUGCACGGCACAUCUGCUUAGAGCACAGUCUACCUUUUGUAGACUGAAGGAAGCCUGGGUCAUUAGGGGUGCCAUUGGAAAGCAUAAUUUUUAAGGUUCUUCAUGAGGGAGCGUAACCUAAGAAAUUGGCAGAUCUUAGGAAUGUGUUGCAUAGUUUCUGCAUUAGGGAAAACUAACGUAGGUCUCCCCACACUGCAGAUACCCUUAGUUCUUAGGGUCUAAACGCAGACCUGUGCCUUGUUCUGUUGAGAAAACCUAAUGUAUUGAAUUACAUUCAAAUAAAGAAAACACAAAUAAGUAAUGUUUGGGCGUGGCUUGUAAACCAAGUAAGAUUAGCUGCCAGCACCUCACAGUUCCUGUUACAAGCUUUCCAUCUCUGUAAUAAAAUGCUUGAGGCAAUUAACUGA
Messenger RNA from Peromyscus californicus insignis, 3146 nucleotides. RefSeq names its product serine palmitoyltransferase long chain base subunit 1 (gene Sptlc1). The transcript is spliced from 13 exons. Gene Ontology annotation, biological process: ceramide biosynthetic process; sphingosine biosynthetic process. NCBI's taxonomy places the organism in Eukaryota, Metazoa, Chordata, Mammalia, Rodentia, Cricetidae. Bases 191 to 1477 code for a protein of 428 amino acids. Gene Ontology annotation, molecular function: serine C-palmitoyltransferase activity; pyridoxal phosphate binding. The record is from RefSeq and is a predicted model, not a curated record. Gene Ontology annotation, cellular component: endoplasmic reticulum.